UACAGUAGGUGGCGGUAGUUUCGAUCCUCCUUUAAAUAGAAGAAGAAGAAGAAGAAUCUCUUUACUCGCAUGCGUACACAACGUACUGUUUUACUGACCGGAAACUGCGUCACUCAUCAAAUACAGUUUGUUUUUAACUGCAGAUCAAUAUUAGACGCCGAUAAGAUCAAAGCUGAGAGUCGAGACAGACACAGGUCCCCACAUAACAUCACAUUCCCCUGGGCCUGGAAUUGGCUGGUUUCAGUCUGAAGCUGACCAAAAUGAUUGUCCUUGUAUUACGGGGACUCUGAUGGAGGUCUUUAAAAUUGGAGCAGUGUGCUGAGUGUCAGGCAUUUGAGUACUCUGUAUAAAAGAGCAGUCUUGCUGGUUACAUCAUCAGCAUAUGUGAUGGCCAGAGUGUUGAGGUCCCACCCCUCUGAUGAGGCACAUCCAUACAUUGUCACCUGGAUUGCUUUAUGCCUUUGAAAUAUAGAUAGGUGUGAGGCUAUCCAGACGUCAGAAUUUGUGAUUGGAUUAGCCGUUCUCAGACUAUUGGCCUCUCAGUGUGCCAUUCAGCCCUUUGUUUGGCUUAGACACUUUCACACAUUCCACUUUGCACCUCCAGGAAAAAUCUUGGGUUGUUGUUGAACAGACCUGAUGGAAAUCAAUAAAGUGGAGGAGAAUCAUCAUCACUCAGACACUGAACAGAACCGAAGAGGAGCUGAAAUAUCUUCAUACCCUGUGUAUGAAAAGAGUUUCACAUGUAAAGAAAAUCUAAUGAAUCACAAUACUGUUCACACUGUAGAGAAGCUGCACACAUGUGAUCAGUGUGGGAAGAGUUUCUCACAAAAAUCAAAUCUUACGAAGCACGCGAAAAUUCAUACUGGUGUGAAGCCGCACACAUGUGAUCAGUGUGGAAAGAGUUUCACACAAAAAUCAAAUCUUACAAAGCAUGUGAAAAUUCAUACUGGAGAGAAGCCGCACACAUGUGAUCAGUGUGGAAAGAGUUUUACACAUAAAGAUUACCUUACGAGACACAUGACAGUUCACACUGGGGAGAAACCGCACACAUGUCAUCAGUGUGGAAAGAGUUUUAAAAAUAAAGCAAAACUUCCGAAUCACAUGAGAAUCCAUUCUGGAGAGAAACCGCACACAUGUAAUCUGUGUGGAAAGAGUUUCAUACGAAAGGAAUCACUUACAUAUCACAUGAGAAUCCACACUGGAGAGAAGCCGUACACAUGUGAUCAGUGUGGAAAGAGUUUCACUGUUAGAGCAAACUUUAAGACUCACAUGAAGGUUCACACUGGAGAGAAGCCUUACACAUGUGAUCAAUGUGGAAAAAGUUUUGCACAGCUGAACGAUUUAAAAAAUCACCAGAAUAUGCACAGCGGUGUGAAAAAUUAUGUGUGCUUUGAGUGUGCAAAGUCUUUUACUACAGGCAGUGAAUUGAAACAGCACCAAAGAAUUCACACUGGAGAAAAACCUUACAAGUGUUCACACUGUGACAAGACAUUCACUAAUUCAGGACACUUGAAAACACAUGAGAGAAUCCACACUGGAGAGAAGCCGUAUAACUGCCAUCCAUGUGGGAAAAGUUUCAUCCAAAUUGGUAAUCUACAGAGGCAUAUGAAAAGCCAUCAUCCAAAGUCUUCAUAUGGAGAUGAAGAUAAAGGUGUGACUGCGAAUGGAGACCUGAUGGAAGUCAAUAAAUUGGAGGAGAAUCAUCAUCAUCACUCAGACACUGAAGACAACCAAAGAGAAGCUGAAAAAUCUUCAUACUCUGUGUAUGAAAAGAGUUUCACACGUAAAGAAAAUCACAAGACAGUUCACACUGGAGAGAAGCUGCACACAUGUGAUCAGUGUGGAAAGAGUUUCAUACGAAAAGCGAGACUUCAGAAUCACAUGAAAAUCCACACUGGAGAGAAACCGUACACAUGUAAUCUGUGUGGAAAGGGUUUCAUACGAAAAGAAUCCCUUACAAGGCACGUGAGAAUCCACACUGGAGAGAAGCCGUACACAUGUGAUCAGUGUGGAAAGAGUUUCAAUGAUAAAGGAAACUUUAAGUGUCACAUGAGGGUUCACACUGGAGAGAAGCCUUACACAUGUGAUCAAUGUGGAAAACGUUUUGCACAUCUAAACGAUUGUAAAAAGCACCAGAAUAUGCACAGCGGUGUGAAAAAUUAUGUGUGCUUUGAGUGUGCAAAGACUUUUAGUACAAGUGGCCUAUUGAAACAGCACCAAAGAAUUCACACCGGAGAAAAACCUUACAAGUGUUCACACUGUGACAAGAGAUUCACUCUCUUGGUUACCCAGAAAACACAUGAGAGAAUUCACACUGGAGAAAAACCUUAUAAGUGUUCACACUGUGACAAGAGAUUCACUAUGUCAGGAUCCCUGAAAAGACAUGAGAGGAUCCAUACUGGAGAGAAGCCGUACCACUGCCCUCCAUGUGGGAAGAGUUUCACCUGUAUUAGUAAUCGAAAUGUUCAUAUGAAAAGGAUUAUGCACUGGGCUCGACGCAUUGAACAGGAGAUUGACAGAGUCCUGCAGCACAUCAGUGGAGCUCAACAACUCAAGGGGAUCUACAAUGAGAAGAGGAGACAGUUCAGUGUGGUCAGAAAUAACCCACGAGACAUCGUAGAGAAAGUCGCAACAGACAUCGAGAGACUGCUGGCCAAGAAACGCAAAGCUCUCGAGAAACUGGCGAGUGAAGCGGAGCGUCUGCAGAAAGAUCAUCGCUGGCAAGAUGGAAUCAAGGAGGAGAAUAUUGAAUAUUAUAACUCUAAAGCAGAGAUGGACUAUGAUGGCGAAGACAUUGAUUCUCAGAUGUCGCUGAAGUUGGAUUUCGUUUACGACCCAAACUUCAAAAACCAUGUGAAUUACUCUCAUACGGCAGUACAGAUCCCAACGGACAUCUAUAAAGGAGCUCCAGUGAUUCUGAACGAGCUGAACUGGACUCAAGCGCUAGAGAGAGUUUUUAUGGAGAACAGUAGAGACGACCCGUCGCUGCUCUGGCAAGCGUUUGGGAGUGCCACAGGAGUCACGAGAUAUUACCCAGCGGCUCCAUGGAGAGCGCCAGAUAAGAUUGACCUUUACGAUGUACGACGGAGACCCUGGUACAUUCAAGGAGCGUCGUCACCUAAAGACAUGGUCAUCCUCGUAGACGUGAGCGGCAGUGUUAGCGGUCUCACUCUGAAACUGAUCAAAGCUUCAGUCACCGAGAUGCUCGACACACUUUCUGACGAUGAUUACGUCAACGUCGCCAGGUUUAAUGAGAAGGCGGAGGCGGUGGUGCCGUGUUUUAAGCACCUGGUUCAGGCAAACGUUCGCAAUAAGAAGAUCUUUAAAGAGGCCGUCCAGCAGAUGCAAGCCAAAGGAACCACAGAUUAUAAAUCAGGCUUUCAUUUCGCCUUCAACCAGCUGCUCAACAAGACGAAUGUUCCUCGAGCGAACUGUAAUAAAAUAAUCAUGUUGUUUACUGACGGAGGAGAAGAUCGAGCUCAGGACAUCUUUGAACAGUACAACUGGCCCAAUAAAACGGUCCGUGUCUUCACGUUCUCUGUUGGGCAGCACAAUUAUGAUGUCACUCCGCUGCAGUGGAUCGCAUGUGCUAAUAAGGGAUACUAUUUUGAGAUCCGCUCCAUCUGUGCGAUACGAAUUAACACCCAGGAAUAUCUGGACGUGUUGGGUCGACCGAUGGUUCUGGCGGGCAGGAGUGCUAAACAGGUUCAAUGGACGAACGUCUAUCAGGAUGCUCUGGGUCUUGGUCUGGUGGUGACCGGCACGAUGCCUGUGUUUAAUCUCACAGUCGAUGGAAACUCUCAGAAUCAGCUGAUUCUCGGUGUGAUGGGGGUUGAUGUUCAUCUGGACGAGCUGAAGAGACUCACACCACAAUACAAGCUGGGAGCUAACGGAUACAUCUUUGCCAUUGACCCAAAUGGAUACGUGCUGUUGCAUCCAAACCUGCAGCCUCAGGAGGAGGAUCUGCCUGAACCAGUAACUCUGGACUUCCUGGAUGCAGAAGUUGAAGACAGCAGCAAACAAGAUAUUCGACGGCAAAUGAUCGAUGGCAGAUCGGGUGAUAUGACCAUCAAAACUCUAAUUAAAUCAGUGGACGAGCGCUACAUUGAUGAAGUUGUACGGAUGUAUGCGUGGACUCCCAUUAAUGACACAGACUACAGUCUGGGACUGGUACUGCCACCGUACAGUGAAUAUUACAUCCAGGCUGAUCUCAGUGAUGUCAUGCUACAACUGCAGUAUUUACAGUCUCUGCUGCCAAACUCUUUUGAGUCUGCAGGUCAUGUGUUUCUAGCUCCCAGAGAAUACUGCAAGCGUCUGCAGAUGGCGAAGAAUAACACACAGUUUCUGGCUGAUUUUCUGUCUCUGAUGGUGGAGAUCACACCUGAAUCUGAAGACUGUGAUCAUGGUCUGAUUCAUAAUCUGAUUCUGGACUCUGGGAUCCUCUGGCAGCUCGCCACACGCAUCUGGCAGAAUAAAGAUCUGAAUACGUAUGGAUUUCUGGCACUGUUUGCGUCCACCAAUGGAGGCGUCACACGCGUUUACCCCAAUAUGGCUGCUGAAUCAUGGGAUGAAGACGUUGAGCCUCUGAAUUCAAACUUCUAUCGUCGCAGUCUGGAUAAUAAGGGUUACAUGUUCAGAGCGCCGACACGAACUUCGAUAGAUGAUCCGUUGAUCUCUGAAAACGGAACGGUGGGAAUUCUCGUCACCACCGCUGUGGAGGUCACAAUAGGAGGAAAAACCAUGAAACCUGCAGUUGUUGGUGUUAAACUGGAUUUAGAGGCGUGGGUCGACAAGUUUAAGAUCCUCGCCAGUAACGUCUCGGACAGCAGACAGUCCUCACAUAAGUGUGGCCCGUCCAGAUCCUGUGAGAUGGACUGUGAAGUGAACAGUGACGAUUUACUCUGUUAUCUGAUUGAUGAUGGUGGAUUUCUGGUGAUGUCCAAUCAGAGAGAUCACUGGAAGAAAGUGGGUCUGUUCUUCGGUGAGGUGGACCCGUAUCUGAUGUUCGCCCUCUAUAACAAUUCAAUCUACGCUCGACAUCAGACUUUUCAGUACCAGACUACAUGUGAACCGACGGCCAGCAGCCACACAGGAGCCGCACACAGACGAUUCUAUGUGCCUUCCAUUGCUGAUUUUGUCAGUCUGGCGUGGUGGACAUCAGCAGCGGCGUGGUCUGUUUUGCAGCAGAUCUUGUAUGGACUCAUCUACAGCAGCUGGUUCACCAAAGAUGUGUUUGCAGAGAGUUUUUCUGACAGUAAAGAAAGCAGCAGCAGUUGUGUGACGGUUCACAGUCAGUUUUAUUUCACCAACACCACUAACUCAUUCAACGUACUACAGGACUGCGGAAACUGUUCCAGGUUGUUUCAUGCCAAGCGUAUUGAGAACACAAAUCUCUUGUUUGUGGUGGCCGAGACUCUGCCUUGCAGCUCCUGUGAGAUUGAGAAACUACUUCCUGUCAGAACAAAGUCUCAAGAAGAGAACCCAUGUGAGGUGUUGAAUUCUGCUCGCUACAGGAAAGGACCUGACAAAUGCUUCGACUACAAUGCUGAGGAAAACACAUCAGAGUGUGGUGGCGCUCUCUCUUUGCACUGUCCAAUCAGAUUCCUUCUCUGGAUUCAGUUAACGAUGUUUUACCUCAUUCUACGAUCUUAAUCUCAGUCUUACUGGCUCUGUGUGUCUCAUCCGUGUGACGCUCCGGUUCUCUCCUGAUAUAUUCCUGGUUUUCCUGCUCUCCGAUUCAUCAUCAGGUGCAUUCCAGCUGUGUGCCAUUACAGAGCAGAGCAUGAUGGGAAGAUCGUGUCUUAGUAACACAGACAUUGUGCAGUUCCAGAACACCAAAACUGUCUUCAAUCGUUUCAUCGAAAAAAAUCUACAUUUCUGCUGCCGUAAAUUGUGUUUGCUUGCCAAAUCCUAAAACAGGAAAGGACCUGGUUUGUUUUAAAACACGUAAAAAACAGCAAAGAUUUGAUGCUUAUUAUCUUAAUCUCGCUUCGUGUGUUUAUUUUUGUCUUGCUUCACUCUGGAUUUCGUGCCAAACCCAGACAUUGCGUGGAUGCUAAAUUACUGGGGACGUGCAACUUUUGUUUUCACACGAUUUUUGAAGCUUCCUUGCCAAGAGAGAAUGCUGUUUCAUUGCUGACUGCUUUGUUUAGUGAUUUUAUUUUGUUUUAGCAUUUUGUAGAAUGUUUCAAGGGCAUAUAUUGUGUUUAAAUAUCGCUGCCUGGUUUGUUACCCAACAGUGCCUUGGCGCACUUGUCCGAAUGGACCAACAAUAGCACUGGAUGUGUAUGUGACUGACCCUGAGAGAAUGCUUGAAAAAGACACGGUACUGAAUGAUACGAUAAUGAAUGUUCGCUUGAAAUGUCUUUGGUUUACAGUAUAAGGCUGAAUGACACCAAACCUGUCAAGAAAUAUUUCGUAUUUCAUCCCUAAAUCAAAGAACAAAAUAAGAAAUCAUAUUUUGCAAAACAGAAAUGAAGCCUGUUUUUAGGACAAUAAAGAUUUUUUGCAUUGUGACAUUAUUUAUGUGACAAUUAUAGGAAUGUUCCAGGUUCAAUUCAAUUUAAGCUCAACUAAAAAUUAUUUCUACUCGCUUAAGUAUUUGGGGCAAAUAUAUAAACGUUAAAAUUAGUGAUGCACCAAUACCACUUUUUUCUCUUCCGAUUCCGAUAUCUGAAAUCUCCGUAUUGUCCGAUCCAGAUCCGAUACCAGUGUUGUUGUUUUUUUGCAUAAUCAGUUUCUUUAUAUCUUUACAUUAUUGUGUGGAACUAAUUGGGAAUACUCUGUAAUAUGUAAAGAAACACAAACCUCUAACUACACUUUAGAAGAAAAACUUUAUUGUUAAAUAGUCUACUGGAUAAUGUAGCAAUUCAGUUGUAAGAUAUCAGUUCACUUUUAGAAUUUUAAAUACAAACGUAAUAUUUCUCAGUCAUGCACCUUUAACUUUAAAACCCUCAGGCUUUUAUUUAGAAAUUCUGAACUCUCCAGGAAGUCCUGUAUGUGUCAGUUUGUUGGCAAGUUCACAGUAUUUUAAUUCACUCCUUAUUAAAAUUCUGGUAAAAUGCUCCUCCAGUGCCGUUCUAAAUGCAUAUUAUAAGUGAACCGAACUAUUGAGCAUCUACAUCUGAGAUGUUGUUCGUGAGUAGCGCUCAAAUAUUGUGCACUGCGUGAAGGCUAAAAAUAGCCACGAGUGUGCAUAUGUGUCAAUAGAGCCGCAUCAUUCACUAACGCGCUGGAGCUGCGAGUGCAUUUUAUAUAUUUACAUAUUAAACAGCCUUUUGUGAUUCACAGAACUAUCGCACAUCUUCAAGUGGCUUUGAAUAAAAUGCACAAGUCAUAUGAACUACUUUAACGGUGUUUUUAUGGUUCUUUUAUGUCAUUUUUGGAGCUUAACAGUAACGAACAUGACUAACACACAGUAUCGGAUUUGGAUCGGGCUCGUCGGAGCGAUACCCGAUCCAUCUAAAAACGUCAGUAUCGGAGGCGAUACCGAUCCAGAUAUCGGAUCCGUGCCAUCCCUAGUUAAAAUACACAUCAUUUCAAAAGUAUAGCCACAAGACGUAAACAUUAUACAUGUUAACAUGAAUUUAGUGUGAUAUAAUAUGUAAUUUUCCUGCGUAACAAUGUACACCAGAUUACAGGAUUUACUAACACUAUGUCGUCAUAAAUACUAAAUUGUAUUAUUGGAUAUAACUUUACACCGGUAUGGUUAGUAAGCAAUUUUAUCACACUAAAAUUGUGUUAACACAUAUCAUGUUUAUGUCUUGUGGCUAUACUUUUGAAAAGAUGUGUAUUUUAAUGUUUAUGGAGUGGCCCCAAUCACUUCCAUUGUGAGUGUCUUACCGUAACUGCAACUUUUGCUUUUUUGUUAUUAAUUUUUUUUAUAAAAAAUCGUUAUAUUACAGUGUGUGUGUUUUUUUUUUAAGUAUAAUUUUAUUUGUAAAAAAUAUCAUAAGGCAAAAAAAAAAAAAAGUGAUGGUUGUAAUGUACGCUCCAUUUUCUUUACGCAAAAAUUUAAUUUCAUAUUAUUUGUAUUGAUUUUUAGGUGAAAUAUUACCUGGACAUUUUUUCGCAAGAUUCACUCAAGCACGUCCUUUGACGUCGAGUAUUGGUUUUACUAUACAUGUUCUACUGAUUCUGUCUAUACAAAGACACUAUUUGUCUAAUUGUUUUAUCUUUUUAUGUAAAUAUGACUACUCCACAUGGAGUUGAAUUACUUCAGUGUGUUUUAAUGAAAUGGAUUGCAAGACGAUUCGCCGUACUGCUGCAUGCUGGGAAAAAUGAAACAAGAUACGAGCGUUUAUAGCUGUUUGACCAAGAUGCAAUGACUUUAUCUGUUUAUUAAGUCCAUAGAUGUUAUCAAAAUAAUUUUAUUUAAUUAUUUAAUUUGAUUUGAAAGAUGGUAUGUAUAUUGCUUGCGAAAUGUACCAAAUGUAGAUUUUGAGCUUUCUUGCUUAAGUUUGAUGGAAAUAUUUAGGAUUUUAUCGCAGAUGUUUUGUUGCUUUUUGGUGAUAUAAACAUUUUAAAGGUCCAUUCGGAAAAAGUUACAUUACCAGUUAAAAGUUUAGACACAACUACUCAUUUUUUAGUAUUGAUAUUUUUCACAUUUUAAUAGUUAAGUCAUCAAAAACACAAAUGAAACACUGAGAAUUAUGACCAAAUAAUGUUAACCAAAUGAAGAUUUUCCUCUUCAAUUUAUCCUUUGAAAAAUACAAUUUUACUUGUGUAAAGAAAUUCAUACAUAGGCAAAAUGUAUAUUUGUCUACAAAACUAAUUUCAAGCAUUUAAGCACAAAUUGAUCUAAGGGUUUUUAAACUUAGCGAAAAGCAUUUGGUUGGUGUUGGUUUUUCGAAAAAUGUAUUGUAGGUAUUUCGCUUGAUAAUUUGACCAUGCUUCCAAAUCAAACUGGACCAAGAUUUUUAAAACAAUGUUCUCGUUUAGUAUCGAGCUCUGAAUUGGACUAAAAGAGUUUCACGUGAUGUGUUUUGUUGUGUAUCGUAAUGGCUUGAGCAAUACUUUUAAUUAUGUCGAUUACAUUGAAAUUCAACGAGCACACCUGCUAUUGUCUUAAGAAAGAGCAUGAAAUCAGUAUUUGAGCCACUUUCAUUUGAUGACUUUGGUUUAAGCUUGUCUUUGAAUAUUGGCUUAAUGUUUGUAUAUUAUGAGCUAUGAGCAUUUUAAAAGUAUUAUUUUAUGCGAUUAAGAGUAUUUAUACUAUUGUCUGUAUGUAAACAGCUCUGUGUUACACUGAAUUUUAAUGAUGUGUAGGAAUGUUUUAAUUAUUUUUCGUUUUUCAUUCUGUUGUUCUGCGGAUGUUUUGUUAACAAUGUGAAAGGGGUUUUCCUCCUUUCGACAGUCUUCCAUAUCACGCCAUUUUGUACAGAUGGCACAGAUCUAUCAAGAAAGCCUAACUUUGUAUCAUACUGUGUCAUUCACUUCUGGAAAAUGUUUAUAAGAGAAUUGGUGAGAUAAAGACAUUCAUAUUUUA
This is a messenger RNA of Myxocyprinus asiaticus (Chinese sucker), 9487 nucleotides long. Its product is annotated as voltage-dependent calcium channel subunit alpha-2/delta-2-like. The record is from RefSeq and is a predicted model, not a curated record. NCBI's taxonomy places the organism in Eukaryota, Metazoa, Chordata, Actinopteri, Cypriniformes, Catostomidae. Gene Ontology annotation, molecular function: DNA-binding transcription factor activity, RNA polymerase II-specific; RNA polymerase II cis-regulatory region sequence-specific DNA binding; voltage-gated calcium channel activity. Gene Ontology annotation, cellular component: voltage-gated calcium channel complex. Bases 637 to 5652 code for a protein of 1671 amino acids. Gene Ontology annotation, biological process: regulation of transcription by RNA polymerase II. The transcript is spliced from 44 exons.